AAACCUGGGGUACCAGCAGGUUGAGCAGGAGUAUGCUGUAGAGGUUGGGACAUACUGGUGAGUUCAGAUGUAUGGUCCAGAGGAGAGUCUCCUUUACAUCCAUCUCAAGAAGGGGAUUUAAUGCUGUUCAUCUGUGGACUUCACUAGUUUUAGUACAGGUUUCACAGAAUUGUUUCUGACUGCUCCCUGGCUUCAUUGGGAACAGCUGUGCUUAGUUGCCUUAUAUCAGGAAGCCUGCUGGGAAACUUAUCCAAAUGUCCUCCAAGGAAGACAGAGUUCUGAAGACACAAAUCGGUGUCGUGGGAAGAGUCCAGCCCUAUGGAGAGCAGCCAGGUAGAAGCCCUGAAGGCCAGACUCCUCUACCAGGAUGUUUGCAGGGCAGCUCGGCGUCUCGACCAUUUCCUUCUAAAAGGAAAUGCCCACGAAGAGCUUUUCAAGCCUCAUGUCCUGGCCCUCAGGGAUAGGGUCCAGCAAGUCUGCAUUAAACUCAUGUUCCUGCACCCAGUGGAUUAUGGGAGGAAAGCAGAAGAGCUGCUCUGGAGGAAAACAUAUUCUGACGUGGUUCUGCUGCUGCUGAAGCCCAACAGAAAAAACACGAAUUCCUCCGAGGAACAGUGGGAAGGCCCCCUGCGGGCGCAUCUGAAGGGUGGCCUCAGGUUCUAUGAACACCUUUUCCUGUUCCUGCAGGAGCACUACCAGCUGGGCUUGUCGAGCUACAUCGACUGGCCUCACAGUGCCAUCCACUUCAUCGGCUGCAAAAGAGCAGAUCCUGCGUCAGAGGAAGAGGUGGACUGGGCACGGAUGGCCUGCUACCGCUGCCUGCUGUACUUGGGAGACUUGUUCCGCUUUCAGAAUGAGUUCCUGGCCCUGCACACCAAGGACCUGGCAGAGAGGUGUUAUUACGGAGCCCUGUCAGUGGCACCACACAUGGGCAUGCCCUUCAACCAGCUGGGAACUCUCACGGGGAGCAAGUACUAUGGUGUGGAAGCCACAUACUUCUACCAGCGCUGCCUCCACUCGGAAGUGCCUUUUAAAGGGGCGUCUUGGAACCUCAAACAACUCUACCAUCAUGCGGGAAAAAGAUAUAGCCGGCUGAAGAGGUACCAGGGGAAGAAGCUCUCUCCCAGCCAGAGGCGGUGUUGGGAUAACAAAAGGUUACUGGUUAGUUUCCUCUACCUUCAGAGCCUCUUGCAGCCUCAGAGGAAAUUCAGAGCCACCAGGCUCAUGGCCUUGUGCCAGCUGGUUCUGGAAGACUUCCGUCUCUGUCUUUCCUAUCGGCCCUGCCCAUCCGACCAGAGCCAGGCCUCCAGAGAGAGAAAGCCCGCAAGAGGCUACCAGUUCCUCCCCGACCUCCUCAUCUUCCACAUGGUGGUCCUCUGCCUCAUGAGCGUGCACAGCCUGAGGACAGCGGGCUCCAAGCAGCACAGGACAGUGGUCACCUUCACCUUGACCCUUUUCUCCCAUUUAAUUCAACACGUGACGACACGCCUCCAGGCUGAGCUCCAGAAAGGGAAGCUGACUCCAGAGGUGGACGUCCCCAGGGACAAGGAAGACCAACAGAAGAUGGAGGCUGGGGAGGGGCAACAAGAUGGUCUAGCCCCCUCCCCUGGGCCCCGCCACAGCAAAUCUCAGAAAACCCACAGGUCAUCUCACGUUUCCAGUGAGGGUGACAACCCAGAAGCCAGUUUUCAUUCUUGCUGUGACUGGGAUGAGACAGAAGAAGAUGAAAACACAUCCUUAUGCUCACAAGUCAGCUCAGAACUCAGCAGUGAAACCACUUAUUCAGACACAACUGAUGAUGAGGAAAGUGGCUCCCUGAAUCCACAAGCAAUGCAGGAGGGUGGAGCCAAAUCCAAAGAUAGAAUUUCCCCUCCCAGGGAUAAGCUGAAGACGUGUCAACUUCCCAGUCAUCUCCUAGGUCUCUUAAAAACAACCAGUUCCGCUAGCCUGUCAGCCCCGUCGAGCCACAAGCUUCCAGGCAAACAUGGCUUUCACUUGGCUCCUGUCUUCAGCCACAGUUUCUUGAUGCCUCCUAGUCCUGCCUCCAGCAAAGCAUCUGUCACAGAGGAUGACGUGAGCAGCUGUCUCAAGACAGAGCCUCCUGCUGGCUGCAACUUGGGGCAGAAUGCCUCCAUCAGCCAACCCUACAGCAAUCUCCAGACCAUUCAGAAGAAACUGCAGGUCCUCUCUGCAGAGGGGCUGCUGCCCACGGUCAAGGUGAUACUGGGCUGGCUCCGUGCCAACUGCAGUCUCCUCACCGCACAUCAGUGGAGCCUGUUUAGCCUGUGGGACCACCUGUCUAUGCUGCUGAACCUGCUGCCCUCUGUGCGAGACCUUCAGGAGCCAGGCCUGGGCCUGUCCCACCAUCUCCGUGAGCUACUGCAGAGCUGCAAGGGCCCACACCUUCCCCAGUUCCUGCAGCUCCCAGAGGACAUUGCCCUGGGCCAGCACUGGCUGCAGCAGGCUUCCCAGGAGAGGGAGGGCUUGGAGCAGGACCCACCUCCACUCAGCUCCCAAGAUGAAGCUGCUGUGCGCGUCUGUUUCCUCAGAAACUUUGGCCACUUCGCCACGACACUCCCUGGGCAGUUCCUGAGGUAUGACUCUCAUUCAGGGGUCUUUAUGAGCACUGGGUUUGAAGGACCAGACAACCCAUCUCAGCAGUUGCUAGAGAAAACUUCCAGGAUCAGAUUUUUCAAAGACAUAGUACAAUUGUGGCUUCAAAGCGAGGUGGUGCUGCUGGAGAAAACUCUCAGGCACAUCCAGAUCCGGUCAGCUUUGACCCUUUACCUGUUCCCUGACCCCCGGGCCCUCUGUGAGCACCUGCCAGUCAUCCGGCAGCUUGCCACCAGCGGUCAGUUUCUCCUCAUCGUACCCAACAUCGUGGUGGACAUAUUGUAUAUCCUGAGAAGGGAGGACAAGCGGGCUUCAGCAGCCAUCACCUUCCUAGAGGGGGAGCUGAAGAGAGGGAACCAGUACCUUCUCUGCCAGUCCUGUGUGUCUGUGACGUUGGUGAGACCCAGGAUGACCAGGCCAGACUCUGAUGCCUGGGACCUCUAUAACAUGCUUGGCAUCUGCAGAGGUCUGCUGGACUCAUCCUGGCUAGGGACCCCCGACCACAGGAAUAUGAUCACCAUCCUCACGGGCAUCUGUUUAGACAACCCUAGGAAUCUCUCAUACCCCCUGCAGCUGGUGCUGGGGACGGCAACUGAAGCUGGUGUGGAAGUCAAGAAUGUCCUGCGCUUCUAUAGGAAGUGGAAGAUGGUCAGCUGAUGUGGUCAUAUGUCCCUACUUCUCCCUCAGCACUUACACAUCAAGCUCAGUCUGUUCACCUCUCUUGUUUGCACCUAAUGUUAAAGGUAGCCGUUGUGUAAACUCAUAUCUGUACCUACCUACCUAUGGGUAGAGUCUCGGUGGACUAUCUCCCAGAGGCCUUCAUGUUUCCUUCUUUGUUGUCUUGACUUGAUAUCACAUUCUCUGUCUGAAAAAUAUCUCUAGAUUAAACUAACUCAGUAUUUGGUGUUUUUGUGGUAAAGCAGCAACUUAAGGAGGCAUUUCUGAGUCCCUGCUCAGCUGGUGGAACUGUUAAUUUGUUUUUCUCUGUUUUUUUUUUUUUUUUUUUUUUUUUUUGCUUUGCUCUACUUUGUAACAUGAAACUUUUUAAUGCUAUUUUAUUGUGAUGGAUCAUGCCUAUUAUGUAAGGUAGGCUUGGCCAUCUGUGAAAGCUCAAUAAAUGGAAAGUUAAAAUUCU
Bubalus bubalis (water buffalo) is the source of this 3748-nucleotide messenger RNA. RefSeq names its product protein SMG5-like. Gene Ontology annotation, biological process: nuclear-transcribed mRNA catabolic process, nonsense-mediated decay. The transcript is spliced from 2 exons. Bases 319 to 3270 code for a protein of 983 amino acids. Gene Ontology annotation, molecular function: protein binding; telomerase RNA binding; telomeric repeat DNA binding. Gene Ontology annotation, cellular component: telomerase holoenzyme complex. The record is from RefSeq and is a predicted model, not a curated record. Lineage: Eukaryota; Metazoa; Chordata; Mammalia; Artiodactyla; Bovidae.